AUGAACGAGGUUAUAAAGGUCCCAGUUCGUGUAAAAUAUGGCCGCACCGCUAGCCGGAUUCCCAAAUCAAACUCUAGUCUCGAGUUUGUGAUCGGCUCCACUUGGGCGGAUUUCUUGUGUGCAGAGGCGAUAGACCUAGGAGUUACGCGAUUGCCGUGUGACUGGUCUGACCCACUGCUGUGCUCCAGCGGUCGGCAUCAGUAUGGAAUCUUUAGCUAUGGGCACGACGGCACAAAUGCGUCUCUGGCAACAGAGGCAAUUGAGUGCGGUGAUUCGGCUGUCCAGGGCAGACUCUUGUUUGACAAUAGGCACACUGACUGGAUUUCUGAGAUGAUGGCAGAAAAUGACAGAACUACAACGAGGCAUCGUCACACCACGCAGCCACGAUCGACAACCAACUCGACUCAAGCAGUAGUGCCGCACGUAACCAGCACGGCCCGUCCGGUCCGACCAGAAAUCGACUACCCGUAUCUGGUAUACUUGGAAGGUCGGUUUGACGAACCGGUGUGUGGCGGUACUCUAAUAACACCCUGGCACGUUCUCACGACCGCUUACUGUACGACGAGGAUGACCAAAAUCGUGGUAACCGUUACAGCACAUCAUAGACAACACGCAGACGCAAGACUCGUUUACAUUCAUCAAGAUUUUGACUCGUACACACGGACCGCGGACAUCAGCAUCGUAGUUUUACGCGAACCGUUAAACGUGAUUAGGUACGUACAGCUGCCAGAUAUUAUCAGUGACCCGAUCAACGACAACUCCACUACCAAAGCGCUGAAUUGCGUGGUGGUGGCGAAAAGAUGGAUGACACCCUAUUAUUACAUUACGGUCAAUGUUAUGUACGGGCUCAAAGCUUGUCGGGAAUCAUUCGAUUCGGAAAUUCAGACGACCGUCAACAAGACUUGGCGCGAGUUCAUCUGUGGAGUGUCCAAUCAAGAACUUCGGAACGACAGGGGGUAUCCAUUAAUUUGCAACGGAUUUCAGUACGGCAUAAUUAGUCACGCGUAUCGUACCAAGAUGCAAGCCUCCGAAACCGGAAGUAUCGAUUAUCAAGUGCGUUUCUUGAUAGUUGACUAUCACAGAAAGUGGAUCUACGGCGUGAUAGCGGCUGAUAAUCAAACCGACACUAACGAUGGAAGUCCAUACGAAUUCCCUAGAAUCUGGAUCAGCAUUCUACCACCGCUAAUAAUCGGACUCUUAUUAUACAAAUAUUGUUUUUAAAUUAUUUUAAAUUUUUAAAGUAUUUUAAUUAUUUCACUGCUGAAGGCUAAAAUUGAAUAUAACUGCCCUGUGCUGACCAUAUUUUAUAAAUUAUUUUAAUUAUUUUAUCACCUAAUAUUGAUAGAUCUAUACACUCUGAAUUUAA
This is a messenger RNA of Aphis gossypii (cotton aphid), 1366 nucleotides long. RefSeq names its product thrombin-like enzyme elegaxobin-2. Lineage: Eukaryota; Metazoa; Arthropoda; Insecta; Hemiptera; Aphididae. The record is from RefSeq and is a predicted model, not a curated record. Gene Ontology annotation, biological process: proteolysis. The coding region runs from base 1 to 1221 and encodes 406 amino acids. Gene Ontology annotation, molecular function: serine-type endopeptidase activity. The transcript is spliced from 5 exons.